This is a messenger RNA of Corythoichthys intestinalis (scribbled pipefish), 3367 nucleotides long. Its product is annotated as olfactory receptor 10J4-like. Bases 69 to 983 code for a protein of 304 amino acids. The transcript has a single exon. The record is from RefSeq and is a predicted model, not a curated record. Gene Ontology annotation, biological process: detection of chemical stimulus involved in sensory perception of smell; G protein-coupled receptor signaling pathway. Gene Ontology annotation, cellular component: membrane. Gene Ontology annotation, molecular function: G protein-coupled receptor activity; odorant binding; olfactory receptor activity. Lineage: Eukaryota; Metazoa; Chordata; Actinopteri; Syngnathiformes; Syngnathidae.
GGAGGCUUGGACCAGGAGCUUCGUGAUCAAUUUAACACACAUCAUAUUUUCCCCAUGUGGUUGACAUAAUGGAACGAAAUGGAACGGUCAUGCUAAGUCUUGGUGGCUAUGUAGAGAUUGAAAAAUACAGAUAUGUGUACUUUCUGUUUUUGUUGCCACUAUUUGUUGUUAUUCUCUGCUCUAACGGCAUUAUUAUUUUUCUUAUCUGGAUUCACAGGAAGCUUCAUGAACCCAUGUACAUUUUCAUUGCAGCGCUAUCUCUCAACUCGAUUUUGCUCACCACACCCAUCUACCCUAAGAUUUUAGUGGAUGUGUUGUCUCACAAGCAGAUAAUUUCUUACUCAGGCUGUUUGACUCAGGCAUUUUUUUAUUACAGUGUAUCAGCUUCUGAUUUUCUCUUGUUGUUAGCCAUGGCCUAUGACAGGUAUGUGUCCAUCUGUAGGCCCAUGCAAUAUUCCUCUAUCAUGGGCACAACUACUGUCACCAUUUUCUUGGCUUUGGCCUGGUUUCUGCCUGCCUUUCAGAUGUCGGUGUCAUUGGUUCUGCAGUCCAAACAAAAAAUAUGUAACACCACUCUGGAAGGAUUUUAUUGCAACGUUAAAAUGCUUAAGAUUCACUGUUCAACACCAAUUUAUCUGACUGUGUGGGCUUUAUUUAAUCUAACAUGCAUUACCUUCUUGCCUAUGCUGUUGAUCCUCAUCACGUACAUUAAGAUAUUCAUAACCAUCCAUAAUAGCCAUGGAGAAAUCCGGAAAAAAGCCCUAGAUACGUGUUUACCUCACGUGACUGUUUUAAUCAUAACCUUCAGUUUGCUGUCCAUUGACAUAAUUAUCGCGUUUCUGGGGGCAGUGCUUCCAAAAAGGGUUUCACUAAUUUUUAAUUUGCAAGUACUUGUGUACAAUCCUCUCUGUAAUCCAAUCAUGUAUGGUUUGAAGAUGAAAGAAAUCUGGAAACGCAUCAAGAGAAUGUUGUUGAGAGAAUGAAUAAUAAGGCAGAAAGAAAAUGGUUUUAAUUUGUGCAUUUGUAAAUAUGCAUGAAAACAUGUUUGUGGCUGGUGUGUGUUUUUCUGUGCAUUUAAGCCUGUGUGCCUUUGUGAUUUUGUGUUUUGCGUCAACUAUGCUAAUUCCAAAUAAUUUUAAGAAAACAAUGAAUUUGCUUGAUUUGUUCAUAUGGAGUCUCAGUAGCAUGAUUAAAUCAUAAUCAUCUAUCUGUUAUUAAUUGUGUGAUAUUUAUUAUAAAAUAUAGUACGAAAUGCUAUAAUGCACAAUAUGUUACCCUCCUCCCCGUAGUGGUUUUUAUCCUUGGCCCAGAAUUGCUUCCAAGUACAUUUUUCUUAAUGAUUUGUUGUAAUUGUUUCGGGAUACUGCAUGAAAAGAAAACAAUCAAGCCCUUGAAUAUGGUUUUGAAAAUUAUGUGGUUAAGGACAGGUAUGGUACAAAAGGUCCACUGACAUACAACAUUUAAGUCAACAGGAGUGCACUAGCUCAUAAAAUGUAGGUGUUGUUGUCACCCUGUCCAGAUCCAGUGACAAUGUGAGAUGUGAGCGUGCCACCUUUGAAUGGGAAGCCAGAGAAAACUGUCAUUGAUUGCAAAGGUUUCACGCCCACAACAGUGCAAAACACCCUUUUUCAAAUGCACCCACCUGCUUGUCCACCAAAUAUGAUCCAACACCCGGUCAAAUAUGCCACCUCGCUUGUUGCAAUAAAAAACUAGUCUACAUUUUUGCUAUUCACUAAAAUAUAGCCCCAUGUACUGAAUUUUUAUUUUUUAAAUAAUUUUUUUGAAAAUGACCUGGCGUACAGGCAGUACAUGAUUGAGCAGUUUUGUAAGUCCUUCUUACAGUUCUCAGAUCAAAGGUUCUAUCCUGGGCACUAGAAGUCCUCCGUGGAGUUUGCAAUGGCGUUAUUAGCCUACAUGAUGCCCUAGGUGACACAAGACACUUUGUCCCCCUUCCCCCCAUCAAAAAAUAAAAUAAAAAACUGAGUUGACCCAGUUGACCCACAGUUGACCCACAAUUUAAAGCACAUGACGUAUACCGUAUUUUUCGGACUAUAAUUCGCACCGGAGUAUAAAUCGCAUUUUUGGGGGAAAUUUAUUUGAUAAAAUCCAACACAUAGAACUAGAGAUGGGAAUCUUUGGGCACCUAACGAUUCAAUUACGAUUCAGAGACUCCGAUUUGAUUAUAAAUCGAUUAUUUAUGCCCCCCCCCCAACCCCCAUUAAAAAAAAAAAAAAAAAAAAAUGUUUUGUAUAUUUGUUCCAAAAUUGUUCAAAAAUCCUCCCAGGAUAAAUAAACCAAACUACUAUUUUAGUAUCAAGUUAUUGGUUAAAAACAGUAAAUAAAAUACUCAAGUCCCCAAUCUGUUUCAGCAGCUUUAAACUACAUUCAAUUAAUUUAAUGUUGUGAAUCAACCGUUAAAGUUGUUAAAAUUGCGCCCGUUAUUCCAUAAUUUCCCUCAUGUCUACUUUCGACAUGUGAAAGUUUUGAAACUUUCAUCAUUUAAAGAUAGAUUCAAGUCAAAAUUUUGCCAUUUUAGGGGUAUUUUAGAUAAAAAGUAAUUAGGUUCUCCAUAACAGAGCCUUCUAGAGAAGUCUACUGCUUUAAGAUGGCGCCUGUUUACUCACGCGGGAAAGUCUGUCAUUUCACAUCUAGUCUAGAUAUAUGUGAUAGCUACCAUAGCCGUAUGUUGCCGUAUGUUUGUAGCAACUACCAACUGGGCGCUGUUUGUAGCGGCUGACGGCCACAGUCAGGUAUUAUUGUUUUUUUUUUUUUUACCUAGCGGCAUUAGCUGCACAUGAUAUUUACUCUCAGUCCGUUCCUCAUUGCGUUCCGAAGACCGCGCUGACUGCGUUUUAUUUCCGCUUUACCUGGUAUAAUUCAAUAAUCAGAAUUUGGAUGUUUGUGAAUCGUCCUCGAAUCUUCCACGGCUGAAUCGCGAAUAAUCUAAGAAUCAGAAAUUUUGCACGCCUCUACAUAGAACUGAUAUGUCAUCUUGAAAGGCAAUUUAAAAUUAAAAAUACAAUAGAGAACAACAUGGUGAAUAAGUGUACAGUAUGAUAAUGAUACAUGAGCAACGAAAUGCGAACUUGGCCGGUAUGUUAACGUAACAUAGCUAUUAAGAGUUAUUCAUAUAACUAUAGCAUAAAGAACAUGCUAACAAAGUUUACCAAACCAUCAGUGUCACACCAAAACACCAAAAUAACAUGUGAAAUGACAUAAUAAUGUGUUAAUAAUUUCACAGAUAAGUCGCUCCAGAGUAUAAGUCGCACCCCCAGCCAAACUAUGGGGAAAAAAAUAUGCGAUUUAUAGUACGAAUAAUACGGUACUUAGCACAACUUAAUAACCAAACACAGCAUUUGUGAAGACU